AUCGAAUCGCGACCAAACCAAAUCCCCACCCCGGCGCGCUGCCCCAUCACCCUCCCCGCUGCGCUCACGCACCAAACCCCACUCCGUUCCUCACUGCAAUCCACCGCCCCAGCUCUUUCGCGCAAUGGCGGCCGUCGCGGCGCCGGCGCCGCCACCGCCGCGGCAGCUGAGCCUGGAGGACCUCAAGGUGGUGUCCGUGCUCGGGCGCGGCGCCAAGGGCGUCGUGUUUCACGUCGUGCACGCUCCCGGGGAACUGGACGGCGAGGGCGAGGGCGGCGCCGCGGCCGCGGCCAUGGCGCUCAAGGCGGUCUCGCGGGAGGCCGCGCGGCACAAGAAGGCGGCCAGCGGGGACGGGGACGGCCACCGCCGGAUCUGGUUCGAGCGGGACGUGCUCCUGGCGCUGCGCCACCCGCUGCUCCCCUCCCUGCGCGGCAUCCUCGCCACCGACGCGAUCGUCGGCUUCGCCAUGGACCGCUGCGGCGGCGGGGACCUCAACUCGCUGCGGCGGCGGCAGACCGAGAAGAUGUUCUCCGACUCCGUCAUACGGUUCUACGCGGCGGAGCUGGUUCUGGCGCUCGAGUACCUGCACAGUCUCGGCGUCGUGUACCGGGACCUCAAGCCGGAGAACGUCCUCAUCCAGGACAGCGGCCACAUCAUGCUCGUCGACUUCGACCUCUCCACGCGGCUCCCGGCAGCCGCAGGAGCCGGACGCGCCGGCCACCAGUCCCAAGCCGGCGCCUCCGGUCGCCGCGCCGUCCCCGAUCCGCGGCAGAGCAAGGAAGCCGGCGGGCGCCGCCCUGUGCUUCCCAUUCCGCACCACCGGCAGCGCUGCGAAGCCUGCCGCGGACUCGCCGUCGCCGCUGUCCACCUCUCGGACGGCCUCGUCGUCGUCCUCGUCCUCGACGGCGACCACGGCCUCCUCCUCAGCGGCGUCGGCCGGCGCGCGGACUCCCGCGAAGUCGAACUCGUUCGUGGGGACGGAGGACUACGUGGCGCCGGAGAUCAUCGCCGGGCGCGGACACGACUUCGCCGUGGACUGGUGGGGCCUGGGCGUGGUGCUCUACGAGAUGCUCUACGGCCGCACGCCGUUCCGGGGGCAGAACCGCAAGGAGACCUUCUACCGCGUCCUCGCCAAGCAGCCGGAGCUCGUCGGCGAGCAGACGCCGCUGCGCGACCUCAUCGCCCGCCUCCUGGAGAAGGACCCCGAGAGGCGCAUCGGCGCGCGCGGCGUCAAGGCCCACCCCUUCUUCGGCGGCGUCGACUGGAACGCAUCCUGCAGGUGGCGCGCCCGCCGUUCAUCCCGGCGCCGCCGCAGGACGAGGACGGCGACGAGGCGCUCGACGUCGAGAAGGUCGUCCGCGAGGUGUUCGCGUCCAAGGAGGGCGAGGGAGGGAAGGCUUCGCCUGUGGCAGACGGAGGCCCUGUGGGCGGCGACGGCGACGGGAGGAGAGAUCAUUCCAAAGAUGGUGAUUUCUCAGUGUUUUUCUGAGCUAUUUAUUUUCUUUAGAUUUGUUCUUUCUUUUUCUUUAGAUUUGUACUGUAUGAACAUGAUGGCAUUUAGCAACUGAGGUUAGGAGUGAGUACGGCGCAAUGGCCGGUGGAGUACAUAAAUUAAAGAGGUGCAGGUGCUCCCGCUCAAUGGGGUAUAGCCAAUAUAUAGGUUUUUUUUUGCUGUGUACUUUGCUUGAUCAUAAUAAAUAAUAAUGAUAGCGCAGUUGUGCUCAAACG
This is a messenger RNA of Zea mays, 1728 nucleotides long. RefSeq lists its product as uncharacterized. The record is from RefSeq and is marked validated. NCBI's taxonomy places the organism in Eukaryota, Viridiplantae, Streptophyta, Magnoliopsida, Poales, Poaceae. Gene Ontology annotation, biological process: protein phosphorylation. Gene Ontology annotation, molecular function: ATP binding; protein kinase activity.